Molecule: messenger RNA, 1260 nt
Organism: Talpa occidentalis (Iberian mole)
Lineage: Eukaryota; Metazoa; Chordata; Mammalia; Eulipotyphla; Talpidae
Gene: SYT15
Product: synaptotagmin 15
Exons: 8
Coding region: 1-1260 (419 amino acids)
Biological process (GO): calcium-ion regulated exocytosis; regulation of calcium ion-dependent exocytosis; cellular response to calcium ion
Molecular function (GO): syntaxin binding; calcium ion binding; calcium-dependent phospholipid binding
Source: RefSeq, a predicted model, not a curated record
AUGGAGGAACUGGUGGCCCUGGUGAUCGGGGCCAGUGCUGGGGGGCUACUGCUACUGCUGCUGAUCGGGGUGAGCUGCUGUCUCUGGAAGAGGUUUCGUGCCACUUUCAUCUAUGAGGAGCUGCCAGGGACCACGGCUGCCUCCAGCAUGCAGGGGGACAAUCUCUGCCCGCCAAGUACCAGCACCCACACAAGCAGACAACCAGCUGUGCCUUUUGUGGUACCCGCUUCCCUCCAAGGCCGAGACUGUGUGCCCCUGCAUAGUAGAGAGUGGGCCCAGGCCCCCCAGUACUCCUGCACAGCCCCAGAGCUCCUGGGCCACACCUCCAGCGGCAGUAGCAGCAACCGUGGAGAUGGCUGCAUGGUGGGGACCAUCAGCCCUGCGCUGUACAAGUUCCCGGAGGACCAGAGUGAAAGCGGCUUCCCGGAGGGCUGCCUGGGACGGCUGUGGUUCUCCGUGGAAUACCAGCAGGAGGCCGAGCGCCUGCUGGUGGGCCUGAUCAAGGCACGGGGGCUGCAGGCCCCCAAGGAGACCUGCAGUGCCCUGGUGAAGCUCCACCUGCUACCCGACGAGCGGCGCUUCCUCCAGUCUAAGACAAAAUGCCAAACUGCUGACCCACGGUUCGAUGAGCACUUCGUCUUCCAGGUGUCCAGCAAGAGCAUCACACAGAGGGUACUGAGGUUCUCAGUGUUCCACGUGGACAGACAGGGGAAGCACCAACUCCUGGGUCACGUGCUGUUCCCCCUGAAGAAUGAGACCCUGGUAGGCAACUGCCCGCACAUCGUCUGGAGAGAUCUGGAGGCUGAGAGCCUGGAGCCGCCCUCAGAGUUUGGCGACCUGCAGUUCUGCCUCAGCUACAGCAACUGCCUGAGCCGCCUCACCGUGGUCGUGCUGCGUGCCAAGGGCCUCCAGCUGCGGGAGGACAUGGGUUUUGCCAGUGUGUUUGUAAAAGUGUCUCUGAUGAACCAAAACAAGUUUGUCAAGUGCAAGAAGACUUCAGCUGUGCUGGGCUCCGCCAACCCUGUGUACAGCGAGACCUUCAGCUUCAAGGUGUACCCUGCCGAGCUGGACACGGCCAGCCUCAGCCUGAUGGUGCUGCAGGGCACAGAAGGGGACAAGAGCCACCAGCUGGGCCGGGUAGUGGUGGGCCCCUACAUGUAUGCCCGUGGCAGACAGCUGGAGCACUGGAACGAGAUGCUCAGCAAGCCCCAGAAGCUGGUGAAGCGCUGGCAUGUACUUUGCUGCACCACUGUGCCCUGA